AUGUAAGUUAAUUAAAAGUUUAUAGAUAAUGAUCUUUUGAAUGAAUCCAGAAAAAAUGGGUAUUCUGAUAGUGCAAUUUACAGUGCAUGGAAUGCUUCAUAAGGAAAUAUUACUCUUUUUUACGAAUAUUUAUACCCAACAAAAAAUCAAUCAAUUAUUAUAAAUUCGAUUCAUUAAUAAUAUAAUGAUGAUAUUUAAAAGGCAAUGGUUGCAUCAUUAACAAUGCAUUAAUAAUAUGUUCCAUUUGGUAAAUACAGAGAUGAUAGAGUUCCAUGUGGAUUGUUAAAUGUAGGAAAUACAUGUUAUUUUAAUUCUCUUAUGCAGACUUAUUAUUUUAUCUAUGAUUUUGUAUCACCAGUACUUAAGUGCUAAUUCGAUAAUAUUAAUAUUAAUAAUAUUGUUGAUAAAAGAGUAGCAAAUACUGUAGAGCUUGUAAGACAUUUAUAGAAUUUAUUUGUUCUAAUGGUAGGGAGUGAUAGAUAAUUUGUUGAUCCAAAAUAAGUUAUUCUUUCUAUUUGUGAUGAUUUUGGUAAAGCUUUACCUAUUGGAGAUUAAAAAGAUGUUAGUGAAUUUAAUCAUUAUUUUUUAUCAAGAGUAGAUGAAGGCAUUACAUAUUUAAUUAAAUCACAAUAAAAAACUAAUAAUGCUUAAAGUCAGUAAUUAGAUAAACUACAUUAACCAGGAUAAUCUAUGAUCUAACUUCCAACUAUUUAUUAAUAGAAUUAAAGUUUUAUUUCAUAAAAAUCAUAAUUAAUGAGAUAAUCAUCCAUUAUUCAAGAAAAUUCUAUUUUUUAUAAAUUGUUUUAUGGUAAAUUCAUUCCUUAAAUACUUGUUAAAGGUCAACCUAAUAAAGAUUGUUAAGAAGAAAUAUUUAAUAUUAUAUAAAUUGAUGUUAAUCACAAAUAAUUACCUGAAGCCUUAGAUAAAUAUAUGAAUUAAUCAGUUGAGUAUAGAAAUGAUAAAGAUGAAUAUUAAUAAGCAAUUAAAUAGUUUUGGAUAUAAUCACCACCAUAAAUUCUUACUUUUUAGAUAUAAAGAGUUGAAUUUAACAAAGAAUUUAGUAAUUAUUUUAUUUACUUUUUAGAUUCUUUAGCCAAAAUCAAUUCCCCAUUUUUAUUUGAAAUGGAAUUAUAUUUAGAUCGUUAUCUACUAUCUAACCAAAAAUUAGCUAGAGAUAUUUAAACUUAGAAUUAAUAAAUGAGAGACAAAUUAAAUAAAAUUGAUAAAGAAUUAGAAUAAUUCAAUUAAUUUAAUGAUAAUAUUGCAAUUAUUUAAAAUCUAGAAAAUACUUUAAAAUUCUUGAAAUUAUAAACUUCAACUGAAAAAAAUAAUCCCUUUUAUGUUGAUUCCAAUGAUAAUAAAGUAGCUAUUAAAUCGAUUACAGAUUAUUUAAAUCAUUUUAUUAAAAAAAGAGAAUUAUUAUUAAAAGAUAAAAAAGAUACUGAAUUAAAAAUAUCACAUAGUUAUAAUUAAUUAAAAAAACAAAAAUAUGUUUUAUAAUCUAUUUUAAUGCAUGAAGGUAGUCCUGAUGCUGGUCAUUAUUUUGCAUAUAUUUAUAAUUUUGAUAAUAAAAAAUGGUAUUAUUUUAAUGAUAUACAUGUUCAUGAAGAAAUAGAAUAAAAUGUAUUAAAAUUUGCAUAUGGAGAUCACAUAAAUUCAAAAAGCGCUUAUUUAAUAUAAUAUAUUUAAGAAGAUAAGGUAAAAUAAGGUUAAAAAAUUCUAAGGUCAUUUAGUAAUUCUGAAAAUUCAGAUUAUUUGAAAGAUUAAUAUGGAUUAUUACUUUCAUAAAAAUAAAGAGAUUUAUUGUAUUAAGAAAAUACAAAGUUAAAAUAAGAAUAUUAAUAAUAAUUAUUAAAUAGUUAAAUAGAAACAAUUAUUUAAACAUACUAUAAAUAUUUUGAUAUUGCAAAUGAAAAAUAAAAACAACAUUAAUUGAAAACAUAUCUGUCUAUUCCAAUAAAUCUGUCUAUUCAAAUAAAACCACCUUACUUAGAAAAUUAUGCAAUGUUUUUAAAAAUUAAAAAUGAUGAUAGAAUGUUCAGAUGGGCAAUAUUAGAUGAUGCAGUAAAAAAAAUUAUGCCUUAAUUUAAUGGAUUUUUUGGAUAACCAGAAAUGAAUGAAGCAGUUAAAACCUAGAUUUUAGAUGAAGUAAACAAAAUAGGAUUAAAUAAAUAAUAUUUUCCUUCAAAUCAUGAUCGUUAAACAACGAUAGAAGAAUAUAAAAGUAAUAUCAAAUUAUAAUAUAUGCUUACAUAUAUUUUAGAAUCAUACUUUAAUAAUAAAUUAAUUGACACAUUAAAAGUUUUACAUAAAUUUAUGAAAUAAGCAAAAUUGACCAACUAAUCAUCUUUUUUUUAUACUAUUGCAAUACAAUUAAAGCAAUAAAUGUAAUUAGGAAUUAUUUGCAAGAUUUUAUAAAAUAAAAUUAUGAAUGAUUAAGAAAUAUAAAUUCUUAAGCUAUUAAUUGCAUUUUCAAUGUAAGAACAUUUUCAAUAUACUGAACCAAAAUUAUGGAGUAAGUAAUUGCAGAAUUUGAUUGGUACUGCAAUUUAAAUUUAUACAUAAAAUGAAAAGUUGAGUUAAGAAGUAUUGAAACCAUAUAUUUUAGAAAAGAAAGACAUGGAUUAAUGUCAAAUAUUGGAUAUCUGUCCUCAAGUAAAAAUUUAUAUUAUAAUAGGAUUUCGAUUAAUAAAUUGAAAGCAUGUAAAAAUUAUAUUUAGAAAAACAAUUUGAAAACAAUCUUGGAGAUUUUUUACUUGAAAAUUUAAUUUUAAAUUAUUAGAAACUCUUAUAAAUAAAAGUAAAUUAUUUUUUAAUAAUAAUUAGAGUAUUAAAUAACUAUUAGAUAACAUUAUGAAUUCGCUUUCAAUAUUAGAUAAAAAAGAGAUUCUAAAGAUAAUGGAGGAAAACCCUCAAAUUAAAUGA
This is a messenger RNA of Paramecium sonneborni, 2925 nucleotides long. NCBI's taxonomy places the organism in Eukaryota, Ciliophora, Oligohymenophorea, Peniculida, Parameciidae. The record is from the annotation of a GenBank genome assembly.